AUGGCAAACCUGAACUUCAAUGCUCUUAGAGACUUACAUAACUCCGCUAAUGACCUCCUUCACUCACCGACAAUCAAGCGGACGCUUGUUCACCAGGGGCAAGAAAAAUGGGUUCAUCAAGUCUCGGAAGCAUCUCCGAGAAUGCUGGAAGUUUGCGGCAUUUCCAGAGAUGUUCUGUUGCUUGUCAAGGAACAUGUGCAAGACCUACAAUUUACUUUGCGCAGAGUGAGCACCGAUGAGGCAGACAUUGGAACCAAAAUUGCAGCUUACAACCGGUAUGCAAAGAAACUAAAGAAAGAGACCCUGAAAUGUUUGCAUUCGCUUAAAGGGAUGAGAAACAAGUCUAUCACUUCUGACAUACUAUCACCUAUAGACGACAAUCUCAUGAUGGUAGUCGAUGUGAUGAGAGAAGUGAGAGUGACAGCUAUAUCCGUGGUGGAGCCACUUCUGUCCCUCAUUUCCAUACCCUGGUUAGAGAGAAAAUCAGCUAAAGGGUCUUUCGCCUCAAAGUUCGUACGAUCGAGUUGCCAGAGCUUGUACGAUAUAAGCGAUGAGAUGGCACUGCAAAGCGCAAAUAAAAGAUUGGAGGCAGUGGAAAUAACCAUCGAGGAUCUUGAAGCUGAGCUAGAGUGCAUAUUCAGACGUUUGAUCCAGACUAGAGUUCUACUUCUUAACAUACUUACCAACUAA
Theobroma cacao (cacao) is the source of this 690-nucleotide messenger RNA. Its product is annotated as DUF241 domain protein, putative (DUF241). NCBI's taxonomy places the organism in Eukaryota, Viridiplantae, Streptophyta, Magnoliopsida, Malvales, Malvaceae. The record is from RefSeq and is a predicted model, not a curated record. Gene Ontology annotation, biological process: shoot system development; root development.